Molecule: messenger RNA, 2556 nt
Organism: Notolabrus celidotus (New Zealand spotty)
Lineage: Eukaryota; Metazoa; Chordata; Actinopteri; Labriformes; Labridae
Product: tubby-related protein 3
Exons: 12
Coding region: 137-1645 (502 amino acids)
Biological process (GO): protein localization to cilium
Cellular component (GO): cilium
Source: RefSeq, a predicted model, not a curated record
ACAGCAGAGAUGUUGGAGCCUGCAGGGCUUUUUGUGAGGUAGCGCUGCACUGUGACUCUGAGCUGCAGUGUAAAUGAAGCUUUUAGUGACUCUGUAGAAAAGAGAGAAGUGGACUAGCAUUCCUGCAGCUGCAUCCAUGGACACUGUAAAGGACGGGGGAUCUCAGCCUGUGUACAGCCGCUGGUCGUACAGACCCUCCAGCUCUGCAAGCUUCUCCUCCAACUCAACAAGUGGCAUUGAAGAUGACAGCGCCAGUCUCAUGCAGCAGAAGCUGGAAAAACAGAGAGCUCUACUGGAGCAGAAGCAGCGGAGGAAGCGUCAGGAGCCCCUCAUGGUCCAACCCAACACAGAGGCUCGGCCCCGGCGCUCCAGGGCCCGUCGAGGCGAGGAGCAGGCCCCGCUGGUGGAGUCCCAACUUCAUGUCACCAACGACGUCAUCAUGGAUGGUAUUGAUGGCCCAGCAGCUUUUUUAAGCCCAGAGGCUCCUGACCAGGGAAUGAAAAUCCAAAUCCUGUCAGUGAGCCCAACACAGUCCCAGUCCCCAUCUCAAUCUCAGUCCCAGUUCAAGAUACAGCCUCAGUCUCAGCCCCAGUCCCCCGCCACUGAGGAGCCUGAGAGGGAUGGAGACACUGAGACGCUGCUGGAGCCAAAGACAGACAUCCAUGAAUUACUUCAGAAACAAGGUCUGUGUGGCAGCAUGAACUUCGAUGAAGCCAGCGACCACGAGGACGACACGGAGGAAGAACGGACACGCUCCAUGUCCCCGAACACAGACACCGUCAGACCUUCUUCUGCUGCCAGCGGCAAAGACAUUCCAGAGCUGGUUACCCCCGGGUCACCCACAGCAGACAACCCACUCAUCGACGUGGCCAAUCUAGAAGAGUUUGUGUUUCAACCGGCUCCACGCGGCGUCACGGUUAAAUGUCGAAUAACAAGAGACAAGAAGGGAAUGGACCGCGGCCUGUACCCAACAUACUUCAUGCACAUGGAGAGGGAGGACGGCAAGAGGGUGUUUCUGCUGGCGGGUAGGAAGAGAAAGAAGAGUAAGACAUCCAACUACCUUAUUUCAGUGGACGCCACUGAUCUGUCAAGAGAGGGAGAAAGCUUCAUAGGUAAACUAAGGUCCAACCUCAUGGGCACCAAAUUCACCGUGUACGACAACGGCACCAACCCCUGCAAGAACCCCGGAGCUCUGCUGGAGGAGAGCAACAAGCGACAGGAGCUGGCGGCCAUCUGCUACGAAACAAACGUGCUGGGAUUUAAAGGACCCCGUAAGAUGACCGUGAUCAUCCCAGGCAUGAACAUGAACUUUGAAAGAGUCCCAGUGAGGCCUCCGAAUGAGCAGGAGAGUCUCCUGAGCAGGUGGCAGAACCACACACUGGAAAACCUGAUCGAGCUGCACAACAAAGCGCCGGUGUGGAACGACGACACCCAGUCUUACGUGUUGAACUUCCACGGCCGUGUCACCCAAGCUUCAGUGAAAAACUUCCAAAUAGUCCACGACAAUGACCCUGACUACAUUGUGAUGCAGUUUGGCAGAGUGGCCGAGGACAUCUUCACUCUGGACUACAACUACCCCAUGUGCGCUCUUCAAGCCUUCGCCAUCGGCCUCUCGAGCUUCGACAGCAAGCUGGCCUGCGAGUGAACUCCGGGCUUUUUACUUCCACGCUAACACCUCUCCUGUCCGCCCUCCAAUCUCUUCUCGUGGGACUGUGUUUUUGGAUGUUGACAGCAACACGGCUUACAUCAUGAGAAAGUGGUUCAAGCUGAGGUCACCAUGGGACUGACAAAAAGAGAGAGAGAGGAAACCGGUGCUGUAUCUGUGCCGCUAGCCUUCUCAUGAUACUUUAGCCGGGUUAUAUCAAUAUCAGAUUGAGCAUUUUGUACAUUUGUAUACACACAUAAAGGGAAAACAAAAUAAAACACCACUCAUCUGUGCUGGAGACAAGUGUCCUUGGUGCAAAAAGAACUGAUGUUGUAUUUAUGACAUAUUUGUAGAUUGAAAGGUUGAUCAUGUGCAUUAAUAUUUUACCUUCUGUUGCCUUUAUAUUCCACUUAACGCUGUUUUUAUUCCCUCACAAUAGCAGCUGGUAUGACUUUCUGAGGACCAUAAAUCAUUUUAAAAUCAUUAACAGAAUGGCCUGGGAUCUUGCGCCACCUUCAGGCCAAACUUCAGACGUAUUUAUAGAAAAUAAUCAAAUGUUCCCUCCUUUUUGUUCUUCUAUCCUCUUUUCCUGUUCAUGUAUUUCACCGUCUCAGUGCUGGCAGAGUUUCACUUUUAUGUACAUCUUUAUUUAUGACUGCAUCGUCUCACCUCCCGCCUGCUUGUAGCUAUUCUAACUUAUGUUGUUUUCAUGCUCUUUUUUUAAUGUUGUGUGGAAUGUGCAUUAUUCAGAAACAGGCCUGUCUUACAUUGCUUGUGUUUCUCUGUGAAUAUGUGUAAUUUUUAUCUUGUGACUGUGAUUUUUCUUUAUCAAUAACACAAUGAGUUACCCUGAAAAAAGAAAGCAUUAAUGCAGAAUUGCACAAUUAAAGACAAAGGAUAUACACACUGCU